AAUAUGUCAAACCAGACCACCGUGAGGGAAUUCAUUCUUCUUGGUCUGACUGACCACCGUGGCCUUGAAAUAUUGAUUUUUCUAUUGCUGUUAAGCAUAUACCUGUUGACCAUCAUUGGAAAUGUGGCGAUUAUUACAAUCACGCUGGUGGAUCACCAUCUCUGCACCCCAAUGUAUUUCUUCCUCCGUCAUGUUGCCUUUCUAGAUAUUGGGUACACCACCACCAUCAUCCCCAAAGCAUUGGCCAACAUGGCUUUGGGGAAGAGGACAAUCUCAUUACACGGAUGUUUCAUGCAGUUGUUUCUAUAUUUUGGCCUAGGUACCACAGUAUUCUUUCUGUUGGCUGUAAUGGCCUUUGACAGAUAUCUGGCUAUCUGCAAACCUCUUCACUAUUCAUCCAUAAUGAAUGGGCAAAUCUGCUCAUUGCUGGUACUUUGCUGUUGGAUUGGAGGUUUUCUGGUAAUUCUGGGUCCAACAAUGCCAUUAUUUCAGAUGCCAUUUUGUGGCCCAAAUAUCAUUGACCAUUUUUUCUGUGACAAUGGACCAUUAAUUAAACUUGUUUGUGCCGACACUGCUCUGCUAGAACUCACAGAUUCCCUCACAGGCACGUUGUCUCUCAUUGGGACUUUGGUUGUAAAUCUUGUGUCCUACAUUCAUAUUAUUUCCAGUGUCAUGCGCAUCCCAUCAACUACAGGAAGGCAGAAGGCCUUCUCUACUUUUUCUUCACACAUCACGGUGGUCUCCAUCACUUAUGGCAGUUGCAUUUUCUUGUAUGUCAAGCCAAAAGAAACUGGUAAAUUAGAGUUUGGCAAGUUGGUGGCUGUACUUAAUACCAUUAUAUCUCCUCUUCUGGUCCCAUUUGUAUAUUGCCUAAGGAACAAACAAGUGAAGGAUGCUUUAAGAGGUGCAUUUAGACAGGGUGUUGCAUUCUGCAGGAACUCAAAGUGA
This is a messenger RNA of Eublepharis macularius, 948 nucleotides long. Its product is annotated as olfactory receptor 49-like. The record is from RefSeq and is a predicted model, not a curated record. Gene Ontology annotation, biological process: G protein-coupled receptor signaling pathway. Bases 4 to 948 code for a protein of 314 amino acids. The transcript has a single exon. Gene Ontology annotation, cellular component: membrane. Gene Ontology annotation, molecular function: G protein-coupled receptor activity; olfactory receptor activity. NCBI's taxonomy places the organism in Eukaryota, Metazoa, Chordata, Lepidosauria, Squamata, Eublepharidae.